This is a messenger RNA of Dromaius novaehollandiae (emu), 634 nucleotides long. RefSeq names its product SH2 domain containing 1A (gene SH2D1A). Gene Ontology annotation, biological process: regulation of immune response; regulation of signal transduction. NCBI's taxonomy places the organism in Eukaryota, Metazoa, Chordata, Aves, Casuariiformes, Dromaiidae. The transcript has 4 exons. The coding region runs from base 62 to 439 and encodes 125 amino acids. The record is from RefSeq and is a predicted model, not a curated record.
UGCGCUGUGAGCACCGCUGCGUCCGCCACGCUGGGACAGGGCCUCCAGCGGCCGGGCCGCCAUGGAGUCACUGCCGGUGUACCACGGGAGCAUCACGCGGGAGGCUGGCGAGAAGCUGCUGCUGGCCUCGGGGGUGGACGGCAGCUACCUGCUGAGGGACAGCGAGAGCAUCCCGGGCGUGUACUGCCUCUGCGUGCUGCAUCAAGGUUACGUUUAUACCUACAGAGUGUCCAAGACAGAAACAGGGUCCUGGAGUGCUGAGACGGCGCCCGGCGUGCACAGGCGGCUCUUCCGGAAGGUGAACAACCUGCUCACGGCCUUCCAGAAGCCCGACCAGGGCAUCGUGACGCCCCUGCAGCACCCCAUCGUCCCCGAGGGCAAGGCCAAGCCCCCCGCAGGGAGAAAGGAAGGCCAUGACUUCUACCUGCAGCCGUCAUGAAGACGCCCCCCCCAAGCGUGGCGCACACGUCCUUCCCAGUCUCGCCUCUAGUCCGUGCUCUAGACCAGAACGAUUUAUAUGAUAAUACAACUCCAUGAGUUUUCUUGUAACAUUUGCAGAAAUGUGUAUGUAAUAAAACUUGUAAUGUUUUUAGCUAGAAAUUCUAAGUUUCAAAAAGUUUCAAAAUGUUUUGAA